AUGCAACUCACACACCUCCUCACUGUCGCUCUCUUGGCCAUUGGCGCCACUGCUCUGCCCGCUCCGGAGCCCGAGGCCGCCCUCGAAAGCCGCACUCUCGGUCUCCUCAAGUGCAUCAAGGGCGGCGGCAAAUACGACUGGCACAAGCAUACUUGUACCUACCCACAACCGCAGUGCCCAUACGGCCAGCAAUGGUACGACUACAAGAACAAGUGCGACUAUCCUCCAUACGACCCACCCAAGUGCUACCAACCCGAGCAUGGCUGGUGCUCCAAGAGCAAGUACGAGUACACCUCAUACCACAAGGACCAUGAUUGGUGCAAGAAUGAUGGACACAACAAGGUCUGGUGCUCUAAUGACCAUGAUGCUCCGGAGAAAUGCAAGACGCAAUACUACUGA
This is a messenger RNA of Cadophora gregata, 399 nucleotides long. RefSeq lists its product as uncharacterized. The coding region runs from base 1 to 399 and encodes 132 amino acids. Lineage: Eukaryota; Fungi; Ascomycota; Leotiomycetes; Helotiales; Ploettnerulaceae. The record is from RefSeq and is a predicted model, not a curated record. The transcript is spliced from 2 exons.